AUGGCUGCGAUCGUCGCCCACGACUUCAUUUGCCUUGCCGUGCGACAAUUUCUCGUCGUCGCGCUGCUUCUUUCGCUCGCUGCGUCGCCUAUCAUGGUCACUGCUGACGCGUCAGCGGCUGACGGGACACAGCAUUCACCUGCGGAAACAGCGGAAGCGGCGGCAGCAGGCGCAACCGGCGCAGCUGCAGAAACACCAACAGUAGCGGCGUCGGAAGCGGCAGUGGCGGCGGAUCCCGAGCCGUACUGCGAGGACCUGUCGCGCGGCCCGUUGGUGCGCGAGAUUAGAACACUGUAUCAGGACAGCUACGGCAUGGAGGGCGUGGCGGUGAUCACGCUGGGCGGCAAGGUGCAGCACGGGCUGAAACACGUGGAGGUGUUCAUGAUGACGUUCGCGCCCGGUGCCAAGACGCCCAUUCACUCGCACCCGCAGGAGGAGGUGGUGGUGAUCACGCGCGGAGAGGGCAAGGUGUGGGUGGUGGAGGAGAAGAAGACAGAGCCGUCCGCGCAUGCAGUCAAGCGCAACACCACCGUUACCUUCCAACCCAAGGCCCUGCACCAGAUUGUGAAUGAUGGCAAGGAGGAGCUGCAGCUGAUAGCAUCGUACUCCAAGCCGCCCCACAAGAUGGCCGUGCACGCCACGUGGCAGACCGCCCGCAAGGACGCUGAGAGCGCCGGCCGCGCCUCGUGGGAUGCGUGUGUGGUGCGAGAGGGGGAGGGGGGUGAGGCGGUGGAGGGGGAGAGAGGGGCGGCGGAGAGGAAGCAAGGGGGUGCUGCUGAGACAGCUGCUAACGGGGAGGCUGGUGCAGCGACUGGAGGGAAUGUGGUGGGGGAAGAUGCGACUGCGAGAGCAGAGGAGGACGAGCUCAGAAGGGACUUGGAGGGAGACGGUGGGGAGGUAGCAGGGUCGUCACAGGAGGUGAAGGAUGAGCUGUAG
Closterium sp. NIES-65 is the source of this 936-nucleotide messenger RNA. The record is from the annotation of a GenBank genome assembly. Lineage: Eukaryota; Viridiplantae; Streptophyta; Zygnematophyceae; Desmidiales; Closteriaceae.